Lytechinus pictus (painted urchin) is the source of this 1854-nucleotide messenger RNA. RefSeq lists its product as uncharacterized. The coding region runs from base 330 to 815 and encodes 161 amino acids. The transcript has 3 exons. The record is from RefSeq and is a predicted model, not a curated record. NCBI's taxonomy places the organism in Eukaryota, Metazoa, Echinodermata, Echinoidea, Temnopleuroida, Toxopneustidae.
GGGCUCACUUCGUGCCAGAGCAGAACCCGAGUCGCUCCUGCCCAAACUCCAUCUUUCACCUCUCGCGCGGGCUCUCGCGGCAAGCACUUGGGCGUGGGAUCGUUCAGAAGCGGGUCAAUCAACACAAAUUCUUUACAACUGCAAAGUUGUCAAGGUGUUCUGUGACGUUUGAUAUUUUUUUGUGACGUACAUAGCUGGUUGAUAUUCGGGCUCAAGCUCUCGGAACAUCAGUUGUCGAUCGAGAACUUGAGUUGAGGGUAUCACACUGCACCCAUCGCUCAUCAUCUAUUUUCAUCAUCCAUCCCUAAUCAAGGAAUACCUCUUACAUCAUGGAAAGUUCAUCAAUAACGACGUGGUGCCUUGUAUGGGCUUCAAUGAUUGUAGAAGCUUUUGGCGAAUCAUCUAAAAACCAAGAGACCGUUGACUCUGGACCACUAGCCGUCAUCGCUCCCGCUCUCCUCAUCGCACUCGCAGUCUCCAUCAUGGCCGUGGCCGCCCUCUCAAUCCGUGCUCUACGACGACAGGAACCCUCUGAGAUCUCAAUCCAUCUCGGCAAAGCAGCGUUCACUGCAGUAGACGUCAAUGCCCUCGGUCCACCGAGCCUCGCACUCGACCUCGAUGACGAUAAUAUACUGGAAUUCGAUGACGAGGAGGAUGAGGCUACGAAGGAAGAGGUCAAAACCAGGAGAUUAGGAAACUUGGCCCAAGUGAUGAAGAGUGGAAGAUUUUUCAGGGGGAAUGGCAUGGAAGAAUUGCCUUACUCUCCAAGACAUUGCCGAAGAUGGCAAGCUUCUUCGCAAUCACAAACAAGAUAGUCCUCUCCCGAAAUAUGAUGAUCAUCCAAGUCUUGGAAACACCUCUCAUUCUACAACUCAACGUCGGUGUCAUGUCAAUACAGAUGACAUCGGUUUCAUGCCAACGACGAUGACAUCGGAAUCGUGCCAACGACGAUGACAUCGUUUUACUCGAAAGCCGACCUCGACCUAGCUAUGAACUCCGACAUCGAUUUUGAGAGAGGUUGAUAACAAGAACUUUGGUCUACAACUCAACUUCGGUUUCAUGCCAACGACGAUGACAUCGUUCAUUAUGGUCGUCGAAAAGAUUUAUUCGAAGGUCUAUCGCCCUUGGGAGAUCAGGAUAACAAGAACUAUCCGAAAGUUGAAUAUUAAAAAACAUUUUAUCAGUACUACAUACGGACGAUUCUCCAAGAAAGGAAAUCGUAACGAUCAAGUCUUAUUUUGUAAAUAAGAAGAAACUAUUUAUUUUAAUACAUCGCCGUUAAAUCGGCAAUUAAUAUGAUAUUGAUGUUAUUUUUAUACAAAUUCUGCUGAAUAGAGUUAUAUGUUUUAUGAUCAAAUUGAUAUUAUGCAUACACAGUUUUUGUCAAAACUAAAUUGUUGGGAAGUUUAAUAAAUUUUUGAAAAUUUGUUCGAGUAAUAUAAAAUAAAAUUCUGGUUAAUAUACAAUAAUUAUAAUAGGUCAAUUCCACAAUAGAAUAAUGAUUUAACUCAUACUAGAAACAUGUACUUUGAUAGUUUUGAAUGGUUUUAAUUUGAGAUUAAAUGAUAUACUGUAUAGAUGGUAUAGGCGCCUUGAAAACGGGUACAGGCGAAAGAACAAACAAAUUUUCACAAAACUAUAUGCUAUAAAAAAAAGUACGGGACGGACACAUUCAAAUUAUGGUGUCGGCGGAUCGAAUUACAUAAGCGCAUUGAAGUUGCCCCAAAAAGAAAAUAUCCAAACUGUUUUUACAUAUUUGUUUUACAUAAUGUAAAAAAAAAUCAAGUGUUAAUGCUCAUUUGAAUGUCAUGGUAUCAAUGUUAUGCAAAAUAAUACAUAUCCAAAAUAACUAUA